AUUACAACCCCCCCUUCCCCCCUCUCCUCCCUUUCGUCUUCUUAACGUACCGGUAAAAUUCGAGAUCGCCAUUCCAAAGAACGACCGCGAGAGGACCAGCCAGCAGCAGCGCCAUAGGAGGUCUCGGGAGCUUCUCUUAAGCGGGUUAGUAGCACCAGCAGCGUAGCAUCCCACCUACCAUGUCGUCGGCGGAUAAGAAGAAGCCGGUCGUGCUGCACAUCGGAGACGCUAUCAAGCACAACCCAGAGAUCUACCGGCGGCUCGAGUCCGAGUUCACGAUAAUCCGGCCGGCGGCCGGGGAGCGGCAGCGGGAGCCGUUCCUGCAGGCCCUCCGGGACCGCAAAUGGGGCGACUUCGACGCCGUGCUCCGGCCGUUCUGGAACACGGGCGGCGAGAUGGGCCGCUGGGACGCCGAGCUCAUCCCGCUGCUCCCCGAGUCGCUCAAGAUCUACGCCAGCGCCGGCGCCGGCUACGACUGGGCCGACGUUGAUAUCAUGGCCGAGCACGGCAUCAUCUACUGCAACGGCGCGCAGGCGUCGUCCGAGGCGGUGGCAGACAUGGCCAUCUUCCACAUCCUCAGCGUGUUCCGGAACCUGGCGUGGUCGCAGGCGGCGGCGCGGUCGGGCGACCCGGAGCAGUGGACGGAGGCGCACAAGUACGCGACGAUGACGGCGCACAACCCGCGCGGCCACGUGCUCGGGAUCGUCGGGCUGGGCAACAUCGGGUCGGCGAUCGGGCGCAAGGCGGCGGCGUGCUUCGGGAUGGCGGUCCGGUACCACGACGUGGAGCGCAAGGCGGCGGCGCACGAGGCGGCGGCCGGCGGCGCCGCCUUCGACGCCGAGCUCGACGCGCUGCUGGCCGCCGCCGACUGCGUGGUGCUGGCGGCGCCGUUCGCCGGCGCCGUGCUGAUCGGCGCCGCGCAGCUCGCGCGGUUCAAGCGCGGGGCGCGCUUCGUCAACGUCGCGCGCGGCGCCCUCGUCGACGAGGACGCGCUCGUCGCCGCGCUCGAGUCCGGCCGCCUCCACGCCGCCGGCCUCGACGUCUUCCAGCACGAGCCCCGCGUCCACCCCCGCCUCUGCCGCAUGCGCAACGUCACCCUCACCUGCCACAACGCCGGCGGCGCCAUCGAGACCAACAUCGGCUUCGAGCGCCUCGCCAUGGAGAACGUCGAGGCCUUCUUCCUGCGCGGCCAGGCCCUGACCCCCGUCAACGCGCACCUCCUGAAGAACACGAGCGCGGAGCCGGCGGUGGGUAAUGGUGUGGUGAAUAAGUAGCAAAAUAGCCAAGGAGAUCUUACGGGAGGAAGUGUAUAAAAUAGUGCAGCAACAUUACCACCUAUGUUCGUUUUCAUGUACUUACGUAUACCUACCUAAAGAUUCGGGUUAGGCCCCUCGAAUCGCUUAUAUAGACACUCAUUCUCCCCUAUCGACGGACAGGCUUCGUCCCGUCACAUCGAGACGU
Molecule: messenger RNA, 1461 nt
Organism: Durotheca rogersii
Lineage: Eukaryota; Fungi; Ascomycota; Sordariomycetes; Xylariales; Xylariaceae
Exons: 2
Coding region: 180-1274 (364 amino acids)
Cellular component (GO): cytosol
Molecular function (GO): hydroxypyruvate reductase [NAD(P)H] activity; NAD binding; glyoxylate reductase (NADPH) activity
Source: RefSeq, a predicted model, not a curated record